AUGAGUCCUCACAUAACCGACGCCCCUCCGGCUUUUGAAGACAUGGAGAACUUUCAGGAAAAGGUCGUGGUGGGUGACGAUACAUCUCUUGCGGACGACGAGAAGAACUACGAUACACCUACCUACAGGCAGGAUGCCUUUGGUGACGAGACGGACGCGGAAGUCAAGUACAAGGUUCUGAAGUGGUGGCAAUGCGGUCUGCUCAUGGUUGCAGAGACCGUUUCUUUAGGCGUUCUGUCACUGCCAGCUGCUGUGGCUGUACUGGGCUUGGUUCCCUCGCUCAUUGUCUUGGUCUGUCUCGGCAUCGUGGCUACCUACACAGGAUACGUGAUCGGACAGUUCAAAUGGCGGUAUCCUCAUGUCACCAACAUGGCUGAUGCGGGUGAGGUGUUGAUGGGAAGAGUGGGCCGAGAGAUCAUGGGAACUGGCCAGAUUCUGUUCCUGAUCUUCGUCAUGGCAAGCCAUCUCCUCACCUUCACCAUUGCCAUGAACAAGAUCACCGAUCAUGGUACCUGCUCGAUUGUCUUUGGUGUGGUGGGCAUGGUGGCCUCUUUCAUUUUGUCUCUGCCCCGGACCCUGGCCAAGAUGUCCUGGCUCUCCAUUGUUUCUUUCACCAGCAUCAUGUCUGCCGUCUUCAUCUGCAUGAUCGGCGUGGGCAUCCAGCACCCCGGCAAGAAGGUCAUGGCGACUGUCGACACUGAUCUGGUCCACGGCUUCGCCGCCGUUACCAACAUCGUUUUUGCUUUCUCCGGACAUGCCGCUUUCUUCGGCAUCAUGGCCGAACUGAAAGACCCACGCGACUACCCCAAGGCUUUGGGAUUGCUGCAAGCCGUCGACAUCUCCCUCUACACCAUCGCCGCCACCGUCAUCUACGUCUACGGUGGUGCCGAUGUCUCGUCUCCAGCACUGGGCUCCGCGAGCCCUAUCGUCUCCAAGGUCGCCUACGGCAUGGCCUUGCCAACGAUCAUCAUCGCGGGCGUGAUUAACGGGCACAUCGCCUUCAAAUACGUCUACGUUCGCAUCUUCGCCGGCACAGACCGCAUGCACAAACGCGACUGGGUCGCCGUCAGCUCCUGGGUCGCCAUCGCCCUCUCCCUCUGGAUCAUCGCCUGGGUCAUCGCCGAGGCGAUCCCCGUCUUCAGCAACCUGCUGAGUCUCAUCGUAAGUCACACCACACCCCUCCCCUUGCUCCUGCAACCUCCACCCACUAACAUCCUCCUUCCAAAGACCGCCCUCUUCGCCUCCUGGUUCACCUACGGCCUCAGCGGCAUCUUCUGGCUCUACCUCAACCGCGGCCGCUACUUCUCGUCCCCACGCAAGAUCCUCCUCACGCUCGUCAACCUGUUCUGCAUCGCCAUCUGCCUCAUCCUCUGCGGCCUGGGCCUGUACGUCUCCGGCAAGCAGAUCCACGAUGAUCCCAGCAGCACGAGCUUCUCGUGCGCGAACAACGCCUAG
This is a messenger RNA of Aspergillus clavatus NRRL 1, 1455 nucleotides long. RefSeq names its product neutral amino acid permease. Gene Ontology annotation, biological process: amino acid transmembrane transport. Gene Ontology annotation, cellular component: vacuolar membrane. The record is from RefSeq and is a predicted model, not a curated record. The transcript is spliced from 6 exons. Gene Ontology annotation, molecular function: amino acid transmembrane transporter activity. Lineage: Eukaryota; Fungi; Ascomycota; Eurotiomycetes; Eurotiales; Aspergillaceae. The coding region runs from base 1 to 1455 and encodes 484 amino acids.